GGUUACGCUCUCGGCGUUGUGAUUGGUGGGUCCGGACUCCGCCUCCAGUGCAUGUCAUUAGCAUCUCAUUAGUUGUCCGCUCGGGCUCCGGAGGAAGCCACCGCCGCCAGUCUGAGGCAGGUGCCCGACAUGGCGAGUGCUGUGCUGCCGAGCGGACCCCAGUGUGCGGCGGCGGCGGCGGCGGCGGCGGCGGCGCCUCCCGGGCUCCGACUCCGGCUUCUGCUGUUGCUCCUCUCUGCCGCGGCACUGAUCCCCACAGGUGAUGGACAGAAUUUGUUUACUAAAGACGUGACAGUGAUUGAGGGAGAAGUUGCAACCAUCAGCUGCCAAGUCAACAAGAGUGACGACUCUGUUAUUCAGCUACUGAAUCCCAACCGGCAGACCAUUUAUUUCAGGGACUUCCGGCCUUUGAAGGACAGCAGGUUCCAGCUGCUGAAUUUUUCGAGCAGUGAACUCAAAGUGUCAUUGACGAAUGUCUCAAUUUCUGACGAAGGAAGAUACUUUUGCCAGCUCUACACUGACCCUCCCCAGGAAAGUUACACCACAAUCACAGUCCUGGUCCCACCACGUAACCUGAUGAUCGAUAUCCAGAAAGACACUGCGGUGGAAGGCGAGGAGAUUGAAGUCAACUGCACGGCCAUGGCCAGCAAGCCAGCCACGACCAUCAGGUGGUUCAAAGGGAACAAGGAGCUCAAAGGCAAGUCGGAGGUGGAGGAGUGGUCAGACAUGUACACGGUGACCAGUCAGCUGAUGCUGAAGGUGCACAAGGAGGACGAUGGCGUCCCAGUGAUCUGUCAGGUGGAGCACCCAGCCGUCACCGGAAACCUGCAGACCCAGCGGUAUCUGGAAGUACAGUAUAAGCCUCAAGUGCAUAUUCAGAUGACUUACCCUCUACAAGGCCUAACCCGGGAAGGGGACGCGCUUGAGUUAACAUGUGAAGCCAUCGGGAAGCCCCAGCCUGUGAUGGUAACUUGGGUGAGAGUCGAUGACGAAAUGCCUCAACACGCCGUGCUGUCGGGGCCCAACCUGUUCAUCAAUAACCUAAACAAAACAGAUAAUGGUACCUACCGCUGUGAGGCUUCAAACAUAGUGGGGAAGGCUCAUUCGGAUUAUAUGCUGUAUGUAUACGAUCCCCCCACAACUAUCCCUCCUCCCACAACAACCACCACCACCACCACCACCACCACCACCUCCACCACCAUCCUUACCAUCAUCACAGACACCACGGCGACGACAGAACCAGCAGUUCACGAUUCUCGAGCAGGUGAAGAAGGCUCGAUCAGGGCGGUGGAUCACGCCGUGAUUGGCGGCGUCGUGGCGGUGGUGGUGUUUGCCAUGCUGUGUUUGCUCAUCAUCCUGGGGCGCUAUUUUGCCAGACAUAAAGGUACAUACUUCACUCAUGAAGCCAAAGGAGCCGAUGAUGCAGCAGACGCAGACACAGCUAUAAUCAAUGCAGAAGGAGGACAGAACAACUCUGAAGAAAAGAAAGAGUACUUCAUCUAGAUCAGCCUUUUUGUUUCCAUGAGGUGUCCAACUGGCCCUAUUUAGAUGAUAAAGAGACAGUGAUAUUGGAA
Molecule: messenger RNA, 1574 nt
Organism: Phacochoerus africanus (Common warthog)
Lineage: Eukaryota; Metazoa; Chordata; Mammalia; Artiodactyla; Suidae
Gene: CADM1
Product: cell adhesion molecule 1
Exons: 11
Coding region: 130-1503 (457 amino acids)
Biological process (GO): susceptibility to natural killer cell mediated cytotoxicity; cell recognition; detection of stimulus
Cellular component (GO): plasma membrane; synapse; neuron projection
Molecular function (GO): signaling receptor binding
Source: RefSeq, a predicted model, not a curated record